AAAGCACUUCAAUAGUUUACCUAUAUUCGAACCCCUUUGCGCCUCCGUAAAGUCUGACAUUUCUUCUCUCUCCGCGUCUCAGUAGAAGGAUACAAAAAGUCUGAAUUCUUAAAAGAGAGCCUUUAAAUUACCUCUGGUCUCUCGGCCUUCUUUUUUACAAUUAUAGGGAUUUGUACAUUAUUUUUUCUAUAAUAUACAUACAUAAACACACACAGGAUUAUUGUUUUCUCAUGCUCAGAGGGACAUUCAACCAUUGCUCUCUCUUCGGGAUUUACUUCUAAAACAUGUCUUACGCCUAUCUCUUCAAGUAUAUUAUCAUCGGCGAUACCGGAGUUGGAAAAUCAUGUCUUCUUUUGCAAUUUACUGACAAACGAUUUCAGCCGGUCCACGACUUGACCAUUGGGGUUGAAUUUGGGGCUAGAAUGAUCACAAUAGACAAUAAGCCCAUAAAACUACAGAUCUGGGAUACGGCCGGUCAAGAAUCAUUCAGAUCUAUCACGAGGUCAUACUACAGAGGUGCUGCUGGGGCACUACUUGUUUAUGAUAUUACAAGGAGGGAAACAUUUAAUCACCUUGCUAGCUGGCUGGAAGAUGCUAGGCAGCAUGCAAAUGCAAACAUGUCCAUAAUGCUGAUAGGAAACAAGUGUGAUCUGGCCCACAGACGGGCUGUAAGUACAGAGGAAGGCGAGCAAUUUGCCAAGGAAAAUGGGUUGAUAUUUAUGGAGGCCUCUGCCAAAACAGCUCAGAAUGUUGAAGAGGCUUUUAUCAGAACAGCCUCAACAAUUUAUAAGAAAAUACAGGACGGAGUCUUUGAUGUAUCAAAUGAGUCUUAUGGAAUAAAAGUUGGAUAUGGAGGCAUUCCCGGGCCUUCAGGUGGAAGAGAUGGAGCUGCUUCUCAAGGAGGGGGUUGUUGUAGUUAAAAAUGGACAUUUAUUAUUAAUCUUUAACCUAUCAUGUGUUCCUACGGUUGUUUAUUUGUAGUUUGAGAUUCUUAAUAUUGUGUGUUUUCUUCAGUGAGUUUGUUUAAAAAUGGAUAUAUGUGCAGAAAUAAGUAAAUACCGUACAUAAAGACAUUGUAAUUUUCAUUUUCGCAUUUUAUUUGUAAUAUUAACAUUUUCAAAUGUGAAUAUGGUAUCAGAUCAUCUGAGCUUGUGUGAA
Nicotiana tabacum (common tobacco) is the source of this 1158-nucleotide messenger RNA. RefSeq names its product ras-related protein RABB1c. NCBI's taxonomy places the organism in Eukaryota, Viridiplantae, Streptophyta, Magnoliopsida, Solanales, Solanaceae. The record is from RefSeq and is a predicted model, not a curated record. Gene Ontology annotation, molecular function: GTP binding; GTPase activity.